Messenger RNA from Aspergillus mulundensis, 1128 nucleotides. RefSeq lists its product as uncharacterized. The record is from RefSeq and is a predicted model, not a curated record. The coding region runs from base 1 to 1128 and encodes 375 amino acids. NCBI's taxonomy places the organism in Eukaryota, Fungi, Ascomycota, Eurotiomycetes, Eurotiales, Aspergillaceae. The transcript has a single exon.
AUGUCCGCACACCUCAACCCCAUCCAGAAAUCCCGCCGCCACCACCGCGCCUCGUGCAUCAGCUGCACCAUCCACUGGACCCUCGCCCUGCGCCAACUCCUCACCGACCCAGCAAACUACUCCCCACUACGCUUCUGCCCAACAUGCAAGCGACCGAACUACAUCCGCCCAAUCCCAACAGGAAUACUCGCAUCCAAAAUCACCGAGAUCCGCACAGCCCUGCAAACCUACGACGACACCCUCCACGACUCCAUGGCCACCUCCAUGUUUGCCGGCACCCUCACCUCGCGCCCCUUCACAAGCCUAGCGGGAUUCAUCCUCCCCAACGCACCCCCCUACAACAUCCCCCCGCCGCUGAUAAAAGACCACCCGGCGCUCCUGGCAAGAGCCUUCACCGGCACACAAGCCUCGAUCGGGACCGGGCUCUUCGAGACAGAAGAUGGACGGGUUGAUCUAGGCACCGGGCCCGUGGAGAGCGUAAACCCGCAUUUAAUAUUCAUUGCGCGGCCGACGAUGCCAUUGCAUUUAUCGGGGAAGAUCGGCCACGCGCCGCUCCUCCGCGCGAUGAACGGGUUCCAUGAGCCUGCGCGGAUGCGCGAGACGCCUGGCGUGCGUGUCCCUGUUCCUCUGAUGAUGCCGCCUGAUAUCGCGCUCGAUAUGUACUGUCAUCUUUAUGAGAAGGUGCAUGCGGAGAACUUGGAUCGGGGCUAUGGGGGUGCGCCGGCUGCAAAACGAGCGGUUGUGCAGGCGCGGGGCCAGGCUCAGCCUCAGGUGCAGAUGCAGGUACAGGUUCCGGUUCAGACGCAGGUUCAGACGCAGGUUCAGACGCAGGUUCAGGUUCCGGUUCAGACGCACCUGCAGGCGAACCCACCUGUGAGGCGUGCGCAGAUGACGCCCCGUCCGGGUUUCCGGCCGGGAUUGGAGAGGUCUGUGAGUCCGGGUGUUGGUGGGCAGACCAUGGGGUUUUAUGGGGAUGGGAGUGGGCAUGUGGGUGUUCGGAAUGGGACUAUUCCGCAGGUUGUUGUUGUGACGCCGCAGGGGGUGAGGAUUGGGAUGCCGAUGCAUCCUGUUCAGGCGAAGGGGCUGGGGCAGGGGCAGGGAUGGGGGCGAGGUCAACGGCGGCAGUAG